Molecule: messenger RNA, 3779 nt
Organism: Monomorium pharaonis (pharaoh ant)
Lineage: Eukaryota; Metazoa; Arthropoda; Insecta; Hymenoptera; Formicidae
Gene: hd
Product: protein downstream neighbor of son homolog
Exons: 7
Coding region: 435-2192 (585 amino acids)
Biological process (GO): nuclear DNA replication
Cellular component (GO): nucleus
Source: RefSeq, a predicted model, not a curated record
CAUGUUGGGGCAUGUGACGCGACAGACCUACGAAAAAGGCCGCAGUGGCCGCUCUCACUGCUCUCAGGUGCUUUCAGGUUCCUUUCUGGUGAAAGUGUGAAACCGAGUCUUAUACUUUCUUUGUGUUGAUCGGUUGAUAUUGCCAAGUAAUCAGUGAAUAAUAAACACCGCUAAAAGUUCCGAUACCUAAUCUAUAUGUUUCAACAAAAAGUUUUUGACAUUUUGAUAAUAUGUUAUAUUGCUCGAGUGCAUUUAUGAAUUUAUAAUUAUCAAUUAUUAAACCCACGUAAAUGUAACAAUUACGAAAUUAUUUGUGAUACAACAAGAUGAUUUUAACUACGAAAACCUAAGAAUAUCUAUCUUAUGUGAAAAUCUUAUAGUAAAUAUAGUAAAUAUAGUUUUCUUGGGUUUUAUAUAUAGAAAUUUACAGUAGUAUGUCAAAUCUAACUCUACACGUGCCAAUGGCAGAACCAGAAAAUAUAAGCACAUUGGAAUGGACACGUCCUGAUCAAGUAAUGCAGCUGCAUCGUAUGAAAUUAAAGAAACGUGCACUUCAAGCACGUAUAAAUAAAAUGACUACUAUUGACACACAACAAACCACUACAAAUUUAGAUGUGCUUAACUCUAGUAAUAAUAUAUUGCAAUGUAUAUCUUACUGUCAGAAGCGUAAGAAUCCUUUUGCCAUUAAUGAAACAUGCAAGAAAAAAAAGAAUAUAACAUCAGCUGGAUUAGAGAUUAGUAACGAUAACACAUUAUUUGAAUUACUAAAUAUCAAUACACAACGAGAGAAAUUGACAGAUGUAUCUAUAAAGGAUUCCUUAACUUUUACUAAUGUUCUUUCAAAAUUAGAUUACACUAGUCAGACUUCAGAUAUAAAUGUCUCAAAGGGCGCAAAGUAUAUUCCUAUAGAUUGGACAUUGAAAACUAUAAUAAAGUUUAUGUCUCCAAAGCCUUUUCCAUGGACUAGCAAGCUCAAGACAAGUGAAGAAGCAUCAGGUACCACAGGCUUUGUGAGAUGUUUAAAUAUUGGAGAGAAAGAGACAACUUUGGAUACUAGUCCGAAUGCAAGGUUUCAUCAAUGCUGUUUAACAUGGCAACAUCCAUCUUUACCAUGGUUAGAAUUAUUUCCUCGCUCUGCUGGCAAAGUGAGCUCAUCUCUUGCAAAUAACGCAUUGAUAAUAAAUAAUCAAAAUAUGAAAGAUGCGUUGUAUCGAGAAUGGUGUGACAGCUUCAGAUCCUUGUUUCAUUUAUUGCGGGCGAGACAAUGUCCAUACUUUUAUGUAUGCGCAAAUACAUUUACAGUGCUUUUCCGUGCCGCCGGUAUCUGUGGAUUGUCAGAGAUUCAUGCUCUUGUCACACCUACAACACGUGGAUUCCGUCACUUAUUAAAACAAGAAGAAAUAGAAUAUUCUAUGCCUUUAAGGAAGGAUUCCAAAAAACGAUUUGAUGUGACAGAUUCUGACUCUAAGACGGCAUAUGCUGUUUUCAAUAUUGUCGAUUGUCAGCAAGAAAAUGAUAAUUAUGAAAAAGAAGAUGAAGAAACUCAAGAUGCAUGGCUCGAGAGUCUUGGGGUAGAAAAUUCAGAAAUUAAGAAAAUUAAUUACAACUCACAGACGAGAAUGACUUUGGAAAAAGAAAGCGAAGUGGAUAGUUUGAGUCAGUCUCUUGUAUUCGUAAAAGGUGUGGAGACGCAGGCGUUGUUUAACUUCCUAAUUAAUUGUAAAUCAGCUAUUGCAGUGACAGGUGCGUUAGCUGGUGUUCCUCCUACACUCUUGGCUCCGACGGCUUUCCAUGGUGCUACAUUAAAACCAUUCAAGAUUCGAGAAAGUAUAGUGCGUGAUAAUAACGACAAAUACUAUUCUCUCGAAUUGAAAGGACCCCUUUUGCCACAUGUGUUACCUUCUCUCUGUCAUUUAAUGAAAUCCAGUCAAUUGGAGCAAUAUUCAGCAAGCUGUGCACAGUUGAUCACAACAAGUUCGUUUUCCGCUGCGAAGCAUGGUAUAGACUACGCGAUUGUCACAAGAGGAGAAAAUCACGAUACCACAAUACCACUUAACGUUUUUGGACAAGAAAAUCUGAGCGAUUGUGGAUUCAACGAAGAAUUAUUGAGCCACUUUUGCAGUCCCGAUCCAGCUAGGAUAGUGGUUUUGGAUAGUCUCAAAUUUUAUAAGGGAUUAUAUACAUGGUCAUGAUGGUACAGAUAUGCAGUUUAGAAAAAAAUAUGUCACCUUCAAGUACAGACUUUUGCAAGACUCAUAAAGAUUAAUUUAAAAGAAAGUAAUCUUUUCUUGUCCUCGUUAUAGCAAUUAAAUCAUUGGACGACACAUAACGUUUGGUAACAAAAUAUCGUUAUGUUUAUAAAAGUAAAGGAAUGCCUAACGUUAUAUCUAAUAUAAUGACGAAUGUUUAAUAUAAUUACAUUUACAUACGCAAAUUACAUUUACAUACGCGUAAAUUACAUGUAAACUUUAUACAUUUAUUGACGUAUUAUUUAGUGUAUUGUAAUUUAAAUUACGAGAUGUAUAUAUCAUGUGAAAUAAGACUACGAACAUUAUUGACACCAAAUAACAAUGUUUUCAAUUAACCAUUGUAAUAUUGCAAUCGCAUAAUAAUAACUUUUUAGAUUAUAGUAAUAUUUUAUGUUUUAUCGCGAUAUAUAUAUAGAUUUGUUUUGUUUUUUAACUGAUACACUUUUAAAAAAAUUAAUCGAUUAAUUGAACCUAAAAACAUCGAGUGAAUAAUCAAUUUUGAAAUAAAAAAAGCAUCAAUAUUUGAUUAAUCGAGCGAUCUUUAUUGUCAAUUUGUGAACACCCAAGGUACAUACUCAAGAGUACACUUUGACACAGAUAACAAAAAAUACGCUGUGCAACACGUGUGGAUUGGCUUUUUCCAUUCGUGCAAGUGAUUCGUCAUAUUCGCCUUCACUUCGAUUCGUACACUUUCGAUUCGUUUACUUCUCUCGUGCUGAAAAAGCCGACCUUCUGCACUUGUUACGCAAUGUAUUGUUUUAUAUUAUUUCUAAUCAGAACUUUGUAUUAAGGGAUAAUCCACACCUGAGGUCCUAAAAUAAUUAAAAUAAAUUCGGGAAUUUUUUGUGGGUAUAUGAAUAUAGCUUUAUUGAAAAAACAAAUAUAAACCAUUUUAUUAUAAACAUAUUAAAUUAUUUGAAAAAAUUUUUAUUUAUUUAUAAUUGUUUAAAAUGAUGGAGUAUUGGCACACUUCCGCAAAUACACUUUUUUUGAAGACAUCAUUUUGCGUGCAAGAUUUCUUUAAGAUGGUUUACUCUAGGACAAAAAUUCAAAAUUCUUAUUUUUAUUGAUUGUAGUUACAAAGUACGUAGCCGUUUUAAAAAAUACCUAUUUUUUUUAAUGGCAGCUAUUUUUAGGAAAAAGUACUUUGUUGUGUGAUGAAUAGAAGAUCAUGUUAAAAUUUUAAAUCAAUCAGAUAAAAAUUGUAAGAAUAGCGUUGCACGUAAAUUAAAAAACGUGCGUUUGCGGAAGCGUGACAGUAUGCCGCCAUUUUAAACAAUUAGAUAAAUAAAAAUUUUUUAAAAUAAUUUAGUAUGACUAUAAUAAAAUGGUUUAUACAUAUAUUUAUUUUUUCGGCUGUACUUCUGUAUAGGUCGAACCUUCGAUUUUUUAAAACCACUUAUUCUUAUGCAUACAUGCAUGCCAUGUACACACCCACUGAAGAAAAGAAGUUGUUAAUAUGACUAAAUUUUUGUAUACUUUUGUAAAACGUUUAUUAAUAUAAAAAAAUAAAAAUAAUUACAAAAAUUA